AAAAUAAUAAUUUUUCUUAAAAUAUGAAAUUAGAAGAGUAUAUUAAAAAAUUUAUGUGAAAACACAUUCUUCAAAAUGGCCUUAAAAAUACGUUUUCGUUUUUGGAUUGCCGUAAUGAUUUUUUUCACGACGUUUAUGAACUACGUGAUGCGGGCCAAUUUGUCGAUGAGCCUUAUAGCGAUGACCAACCUGCCGCCAGGUCGUCAAGGUCAAUGUUCCGAGAAUGGAUACAUAACCACUGCAGAGCCCACGACUGAACCGCCAGAAAACGAGACCACAACGCUAGCUACCGAAACAACCACAGAGGAGACUGUUUUUCACAAGUUCGACUAUUCUCAAAGAGAACACGGGCAACUUUUGGCAGCCUACGGAUAUGGAUACGUCAUCUUCAGUCCUCUCGGAGGAUUUUUGUCUGAAUAUUUUGGACCUUGGAAAGUUAUAUUUUGGUCAAAUUUUGUCUCCAUCAUAUUAACAUUUGGCUGCGUGGGAGCAGCUUUUAUUCAUUGGGGUGCACUGUUUUUUGUCAGAUUUUUAAUAGGCUCCCUGGGGGGUUUGGUGUAUCCUGCCCUUCAAAUAACAAUAUCUCGUUGGUCGCCACCAAACGAAAAAGGAAAAUUUUUGAGUUGCAUGAUGGGUAACACUCUAGGAACAGCGAUGAUAUUUCCGUUGGUUGGAGGCAUUAGUCAAGCUUUAAAUUGGGCUUGGGGAUUUUGGCUUACCGGAAUUCUAGUGUCCGUAUAUUUGCUGGGUGUUAUUUUUAUUUUAUCAGACUCUCCAUCAAAGAGCAAACUAAUACCUGAAGAAGAACGAGAGUAUUUGCUUUCAGUCAUACCACCACCAAAAAAUAAGUUGGUGGCCCCUUACCUCAAAAUCUUUGGAUCAGUGGCCUUUUGGGGGUUGAUGUUUGCCCAUAUAGCCAACUUGUAUGGCUUAUUUGUAAUGGUUCUUAGUGCACCUAAAUUCUUUAAAGAAUAUUUGAAUCAAGAUUUAAAAAAGUCCGGGUUUUUCUCAGCGUUACCUCAAUUAUGCAGAAUGUUUUCGGCGAUUACUCUGGGCAUAGUUGUAGAUGCAAUCGAAGCGAAGGAAUGGAUAUCAGUGACCGUACUUAGAAAAAGUUUUAUUAUUGUCUCUCAUCUCAUACCAGGCGUUGCAGCCAUUUGCAUUAUGUUUUGUGAAUGUAGCUGGGUUAUCGCCUUGUGCCUGUUGGUAUUAAUGCAAACGUGCAACGGAGCCGUGGUAGCCACCACUUUGCACAAUCCUCAAGAUCUAGCACCAAAUUAUGCCGGUACUAUUUUUGGUAUCGUUAGUUUGGUUGGGGGAACCACCCAAUUCAUUGUACCAGCUAUUACUGGGGAGCUUCUUCAAAACGAUCCAAACGCAGGAUUGGAAAAAUGGAGAUGGGUUUUUAUAAUUGCAGGUUGUAUUUACAUAUUGGGCGGAUUUCUUUUUAUCUGUUUUGCUUCUGGAAAACGACAAUCAUGGAACGAGCCCAAAGAAAGCACUGCUUAAAAAAAUUUAAUUAUACAUAAAC
Brassicogethes aeneus is the source of this 1531-nucleotide messenger RNA. The record is from the annotation of a GenBank genome assembly. Lineage: Eukaryota; Metazoa; Arthropoda; Insecta; Coleoptera; Nitidulidae.